Molecule: messenger RNA, 2490 nt
Organism: Harmonia axyridis
Lineage: Eukaryota; Metazoa; Arthropoda; Insecta; Coleoptera; Coccinellidae
Product: U4/U6.U5 tri-snRNP-associated protein 1
Exons: 9
Coding region: 131-2326 (731 amino acids)
Biological process (GO): maturation of 5S rRNA; mRNA cis splicing, via spliceosome
Cellular component (GO): U4/U6 x U5 tri-snRNP complex
Source: RefSeq, a predicted model, not a curated record
AACUAAACGUUGAAUUGACAUUUGAUAUGACGUAUCAAAAAUAGAAAUUAUUUAUUUACAACCUUUUUGUGAAAAGAAUUAUAGGUAAUAAAAUUAAACGCCCUGUGCUUAAUUGUUUAUUUUACUUAAAAUGGGUUCAAGCAGUAAAAAACACAAAGAUCGUGAGUCCAGAAAGAAAAGACCAGCUUCAGAAUUAGAUGAAGUUGAUUCACCCCGUGAAAAAAGACAUAAACAUCAUCACAAACAUAAGCAUCGUAGGGAUAAAGAAAGGAAAAAAGAAAAAACGAAAUCGAAUUAUUCUAGUGAUGAUUCGGACGUUGUUGAAGUUCAAGUCGAUCAAAAUAUGGCUAAAUCACCACCUGAAAGAGCUGCUUCGAAUAAUAUAGAAGAGAAUAAUAGUGGUUCGGUCGAUAGUCUAUCGAUUGAAGCAACUAAUGAACUAAGGGCUAAAUUAGGUUUGAAGCCACUGCAGCAAACAUCUGAACCAAGCAAAUCUAAUCAAAAUAAUAAGUAUAAAGAUGAUUGGGGAGAAUUUAAUCAUGUACCAGCAGAAAAUUGGAAGGAUAAAGCACAAACUGAAAAAAUGCGUGAUAAAUUGUCUGUUCAAAAAGAAAAACGACGAUUACAAAGUCGAUAUGCUAAUAUAAAAUCACUAGGGCAAAGUGAUAGUGAAGAUGACACUAGUUCUUGGAUAGAUAAGAGUCGAAAGUUGGACCAAGCAAAGAAAGAAGCUGAACAGAGGGCAAAAGCUCUGGAAGAAUUAGAUGCCCAAUUUGGAAUAGAUGAAAUUAUUGAAUCGGAGACAAGGAAUAGGAGAAGAAACAAAUACACAGCUCAAGAUCUCAAAGGCCUAAAAGUAGAUCAUAAUAUUGAUGAUAUUGAAGAAGAGAGAAAUGUUAUUCUAACCCUUAAAGAUAAAGGUGUGUUGGAGGAGGAGGAUGAUGUUUUGGUAAAUGUGAACAUGCUAGAUGAUGAAAGACAUAAAAAAAAUCUUGAGAACAGAAAGAACAAAGGCCUAUUAUACAAUCGUUUUGAAGAAGAAUUUGAUCAGUUUGGAAAUCCCAUAGAAAAAUCUGUUCUAUCAAAAUACGAUGAGGAAAUAGACGGUGAAAAGAAGGAUACUUUUUUACUUGGCUCCAAUAUUUCAUUUGAAUCAAGAAAGCAACAGGCUUUGAGUGAAGCACAGAAAACGAAUAUGACAAAGAAAAAAUUGGAAUCUAUUGCAGAAAAAGAAUUGAAAGUUGCAUCAGAAUACUAUGAUGAGAAUGAGAUGGCGAAAUUUAAGAAACCGAAGAAGAAGGUGAGGAAAAUCAGGAAAAAAGGUGAACUAUCCUCGUCUGAUUCUACCGAUGUAGAUUCAAAACUAUUGAAGAUCGAUGACGUGCCUGAAACAAAAAUCGAACCUGAUUUUCACAUAGAUGAAAAAGAUGAUGAAUUAGAACAAGCCAUACAUAGAGCUAGAAGGAUAAAACAAAAAGAGAAUGUAGUUGCAGAACUUCUCCAAAACACUAUCAUCAAAACUGAAGUUAAAGAGGAACCUAUUGACAGUGGAAGCAUCGUCUUGAAUACUACCGCUGAGUUCUGUAGAACUUUAGGUGAUAUUCCAACAUACGGUAAAGCAGGUAAUAGGGAUGAAACUGAAGAGUUGGAUAUGGACUUUGAAACUAACACCAAAGUAGAAGACUCUGAUGAAGAUGUAGAAAUAAUCGAAACAACCGGUUGGAAUAGCGUAGAUCCGAAUGAAGCAGUGAGAGUUACUGAAGAUAAGCCUCAAGAGGUCCAAAUACUGGACGAAGAGCCAGAUGUCAGUAAAGGCAUGGGAGCUGCUCUGAAAGUUGCUAUGAGCAAAGGUUAUCUGGAGAAGGAAAUCAACAAUCGUCCAAGUAAUUCAAGGUUGGCCCAUUUGCAGGCUCAACAUUACUCAAUUGAAGAUAAAGUAUACGGGGAAGAUAAUGAGAGGGGUGGAGGUAGAAGAGGGGAUCGCUAUGCUGGGCCAAUCCAAGAUUUCAAGGAAAAAGAUGGAUUUAAACCUAAUGUUAAAUUGGAGUAUAUUGAUGAUGAUGGAAGAAUUUUGAAUUCUAAAGAAGCUUUUAGAUAUUUGUCCCACAAGUUUCAUGGAAAAGGACCUGGUAAAAAUAAGGUAGAAAAGCGAAUAAAAAAGAAUGUUCAAGAACAGUUAAUGAAGAAGAUGAGCUCUACAGAUACCCCAUUAGGUACACUUCACAUGCUACAAGCAAAGCAGAAGGAAAGUCAAUCUGCCUUUGUGGUUCUUUCUGGAAAUAAGCAGUCUCAAAGCACGAUUAUCUCUAAAGUUGCAAGGAAUUGAGCUUCGAAAAAAUAUGUUAUUAUAGAAAUAAAGUCUAUGUUCAUAUUGGUUAAUCUCCAAUAGUUUGGCACACUCACCAAAAUAUUUCAUCGAGACUAUAAUGUAAUAAUAUUAAUAAUGAUAUAUUUAAUUGUGUAAUUAUAGAAAUGAAUUGUUUCUGUUGA